AUGUCUCAUCGAUUCUGUCGACCAAUAUCCGUCUCCCACCACACCCUACCUCGGCUGAUGCAGACGGCUUUUGACUUGCGUCUGAAUCGCAUGAUAAACACUUUCUCCCAAUCCAUUCGCGCUGAUGGAAGUAAAGUGGCUUCGCUUGUGUCACCUCUCUCCACAUUGGAAAUCGGAGCUUCUCCAAUCAAACCUGGUAUGGUAGCUAUGGUCAUUUUUGACCCGAUUCUAAUGAUCCAUAGCUAUUUAUCGUUACGGUUAAAGCUUAUUGGGAAUGAGAUAUCCGAUAAACACACACAAACCAAAAGAGCGAUGAGAAGAGAAAAACAAAGGAGUAGGGUUGUAAACGAACCAAACGAACACGAACAAGCUGCGAAGUAUGUCCUCUUUCUUUUGAUGAGGCUAAAUUAUAGCAAAGGUUCUAUGCUUCUAUUCAAACCUUGA
This is a messenger RNA of Lactuca saligna, 444 nucleotides long. The record is from the annotation of a GenBank genome assembly. Lineage: Eukaryota; Viridiplantae; Streptophyta; Magnoliopsida; Asterales; Asteraceae.